Molecule: messenger RNA, 6484 nt
Organism: Megalobrama amblycephala (Wuchang bream)
Lineage: Eukaryota; Metazoa; Chordata; Actinopteri; Cypriniformes; Xenocyprididae
Gene: hipk2
Product: homeodomain interacting protein kinase 2
Exons: 15
Coding region: 396-4091 (1231 amino acids)
Biological process (GO): peptidyl-threonine phosphorylation; intrinsic apoptotic signaling pathway in response to DNA damage by p53 class mediator; positive regulation of transcription by RNA polymerase II
Cellular component (GO): PML body; cytoplasm; nucleus
Molecular function (GO): protein serine/threonine kinase activity; transcription coactivator activity; ATP binding
Source: RefSeq, a predicted model, not a curated record
CUUGUCUCGUCGUUCGAUUACAACGCAAAGUCGCUCCGUUCACUCGCUCGUUUCUCUCAUUGCAACUUUUGCAGGCACUCACUCCACAGACAUGAUCACCAGCUGAAGCCAAGACCUGCAAUUUGGCUCUUUUUUGGAGCCAAAACAGCAUCGAGACCCGUGGAGUUAAGUUGCUGACAUCCAUUUUUCAUCACGCACCCGGGGCCGAUUAUCAAAUUGAAAUUCUGGAUGUGAUUUUUCAUUCUUUUAUCCUUUUUCUCUCCCUGAUGAACUGGGUUAGUAAUGCAGGAGACAGCAGCGAUUCUGUCCGCGGCUCAAGAUGGCAGAUUUUUAUUGAGUUGUGAACAGUGCUGUCGCUUCAUUUUUUGCCAUGAAUAACAGAAAUCCUUGCACCGAUGGCCCCUGUAUACGAAGGUAUGGCCUCGCAAGUGCAAGUCUUCUCCCCUCACACUCUCCAGUCAAGUGCCUUCUUUAGCGUGAAGAAACUGAAGGUGGAGCAGAGUUGCAACUGGGAUAUGACAGGGUACGGCACGCACAGCAAGGUCUACAGUCAGAACAGCAAGCAGAGUGUCUCAGUCGCCCCAGUGGGCAUCAACGCCGCCAGUCUCCAGGUCUCCAACUCUUCCCUGUCCUACGAACAGGCCCUCCUCUUCCCGGCCGGCUCGGGGCACAUCGUGGUGGCCUCGGCCAGCAGCACAUCUGGGGCGGCUGGUCAACUGUUGGGCAGCACCGGUAGUAGCGGAAGCGGCAGCGGAGGCCACAAUCUGACGCGCCGCAGCACCGUCAGUCUGCUGGACACGUACCAGCGAUGCGGGCUUAAGCGGAAAAGCGAGGAGCUGGACAACAACAACGGCAGCGGGAGUAGCGUGCACGUGGUUGAGGAGCAGCAGCCGCCUGCACCCAUGAUCCAGAACAACACGCAGAGCGGGGCCACCGUCGCGACAGCGACCGCCUCCACCACAGCGACGUCCAAGAACAGCGGCGCCAACAGUGAGGGCGACUACCAGCUCUUGCAGCACGAGGUGCUCUGCUCCAUGACCAACACCUACGAGGUGCUGGAGUUCCUUGGUCGAGGGACGUUCGGGCAGGUGGUGAAGUGCUGGAAACGUGGCACCAGUGAGAUCGUGGCCAUCAAGAUCCUCAAGAACCACCCUUCGUAUGCGCGGCAGGGCCAGAUCGAAGUGAGCAUACUGGCUCGGCUGAGCACGGAGAGCGCGGAUGACUACAACUUCGUUCGAGCGUACGAGUGCUUCCAGCACAAGAACCACACGUGCCUGGUCUUCGAGAUGUUGGAGCAGAACCUGUACGACUUCCUUAAGCAGAACAAGUUCAGUCCGUUGCCACUCAAGUACAUCCGACCGAUCCUGCAGCAGGUGGCCACUGCCCUCAUGAAGCUCAAGAGCCUCGGACUGAUCCACGCCGACUUGAAACCUGAGAACAUCAUGCUCGUAGACCCAGCCCGCCAACCCUACAGGGUCAAGGUCAUCGACUUUGGCUCUGCUAGUCACGUCUCCAAAGCGGUGUGCUCUACCUACCUGCAGUCUAGAUACUAUAGAGCUCCAGAGAUCAUCCUGGGUCUGCCCUUUUGUGAGGCCAUAGACAUGUGGUCCCUGGGUUGUGUCAUCGCUGAGCUGUUUCUGGGCUGGCCGCUGUACCCCGGAGCAUCUGAGUAUGACCAGAUCCGGUACAUCUCUCAAACGCAGGGCUUGCCAGCAGAGUAUCUGUUAAGUGCAGGGACGAAAACAACCAGGUUUUUCAACAGAGACCCCGACUCCACCUAUCCUCUAUGGAGACUCAAGACACCUGAGGACCAUGAGGCAGAGACGGGGAUCAAAUCUAAAGAGGCUCGCAAGUACAUCUUCAACUGCCUGGAUGAUAUGGCACAGGUGAAUAUGACCACAGACUUGGAGGGCAGUGACAUGCUGGCAGAGAAGGCAGACAGGAGGGAGUUUAUUGACCUGCUGACCAAGAUGCUGACCAUCGACGCAGACAAGAGAAUAACGCCCAUAGAGACACUCAACCACCCCUUUGUCACAAUGACACACUUGCUGGACUUCCCACACAGCACACACGUCAAAUCCUGCUUCCAGAACAUGGAGAUUUGCAAGCGUCGGGUGAACAUGUACGACACAGUCAAUCAGAGCAAGACGCCUUUUAUAACACAUGUAGCCCCCAGCACCUCCACCAAUCUCACCAUGACCUUCAACAACCAGCUUAACACUGUGCAUAGCCAGGCCACCAACCUGGCUCCCUCUUCCACCAGUGCCACCCUUUCCCUUACCAAUCCUGAUGUCUCCAUACUAAAUUACCAAUCUGCACUCUACCAGCCUUCUGCGGCCCCCAUGGCUGCCGUGGCCCCCAGGACCAUGCCCCUCCAGCCCGGUGCACCACAACUCUGUGCCGCCCGACCCGAUCCCUUCCAGCAGGCCCUCAUCGUCUGCCCACCUGGCUUCCAAGGUUUGCAAGCAUCACCCUCUAAACACACUGGCUACUCGGUGCGGAUGGAGAAUGCAGUUCCCAUAGUAACACAGGCCCCUGGUGCCCAACCUCUACAGAUCCAGCCAGGCCUUCUGACACAGCAGGCCUGGCCGUCUGGUACUCAACAGAUUCUCCUUCCGCCAGCAUGGCAGCAGCUCACACACACUUCAGUGCAACAUGCCACCGUCAUCCCCGACUCCAUGACCAGCUCGCAGCCUCUGGCCAACUGGAGGAAUUCACAUCCCCAUGGCAGCCAUUACAAUCCCAUUAUGCAACAGCCAGCCUUACUGGCAGGUCACGUCACCCUGCCCUCUCAGCAACCUCUCAACGUGGGUGUGGCUCAUGUCAUGAGACAGCCAUCAAACAACAGCUCCUCCUCCAAAAAGAACAAGCAGCACCAGAUGAACAACAGGAACGUGUCAGCAUACGACGUGCCCUCCACCCAGCCUGUGACGUCACCACAACGCUCCAAACGAGUGAAGGAGAACACCCCUCCUCGGUGCGCCGUGGUUCAGAACGGCCCGUCUUCAACCUGUGCCCCAUCACAGACCUGCGGAGGUGGUGGAGGAGGGGGAUGGGGAGGCGAGCAGGCAUGUAGCACCACUCGAGACCACCACGGUCAACACAACCCGCCGCGUCAAACCAUCGUCAUCCCCGACACUCCCAGCCCGGCUGUCAGCAUCAUCACCAUCAGCAGCGACACGGACGAGGAGGACGACCUCAAACAGCCCACUAACACCAGCACGUCAUCUAAACAGAGGAAGAAUGUCAUCAGCUGUGUGACGGUCCAUGAUUCCCCUGACUCUGACUCCAGCAAUACCAGCCCUUACGCUGUGGAGUCUCGGCCUAACGGCCCCAACGCCAACAGCUAUGACUCCAAAGGUGCUGUCCUGGACAACUACAGCAACGGGAACCCCCGCACCAUCAUCAUCCCCCCACUGAAGAGCCAGACCAGCGAGAAUCUGGGAGAGUGUGAUAGACUCUUGCCUGACACGGUGAACCAUCAGAACUCUACAUACAAGUUCAAAAUCUCCAAUGGGGGCUUGUCUGGCAACAACCACUCGUCGGGAGGCUUGGCUGGAGGCGGAUCAUACCGGCAGCAGCGCACGGGGCCACACCCCUUUCAGCAGCAGCCUCUAAAUCUCAGCCAGGCCCAGCAGCACAUGGCAGUUGAGCGCAACGGAGGUCACCGGCGACAGCAGGCCUACAUCACCCCCACUAUGGCCACCCAGGCUCAGUACUCCUUCCACAACAGCCCCACCCACACAGCUAACGUUCAUCCCCACUUGGCCCCUCCUCAUCUGCCCGGGCAACCACACCUCUACACCUACACUGCCCCCACGGCCCUGGGCUCCACCGGCACGGUGGCCCACCUGGUCGCUUCGCAGGGUUCGGCCCGUCACGCAGUCCAGCACGCCAGCUACCCGCCGGGCAUCGUCCACCAGGUGCCUGUCAGCAUGGGCCACCGCGUGCUGCCCUCGCCCACCCUGCACCACAGCCAGUACCAGGCCCAAUUUGCGCACCAGACCUACAUCAGUGCUUCUCCUGCCUCCACUGUCUACACUGGAUACCCGCUGAGCCCCACCAAGAUGAACCAGUACCCUUACCUCUAAAACUGAAACACUGGAGCCCAGCCAAUCGCUGCUUACCAUUUCUACCCCAUCCCACCUAGAGACAGAGAGACAUGCUGAAGCCUAUCGACCCUUAACCCCAUCCCCUUGUUCCUUUCAUGCUUAAACUUGAAGACAAUGAAGAUGCCGAUGGAUAGAGGAAGUGUACUCUCAGAGGGAACGGAAGGGUACUGAGGAGCUUUCUUUUUUUAGAUGAGUUUUAUUUUGCCUUCUCAAAAGGGCCAGUUAACAAUUUAUUUUGUGAUCUGGAGGUUUUGUUUCUUUUAAAGCAGAAGUCGAAGAAGGAGUUCUUGCUUUUGUUAGUUUCUAAGUCUCAUCAACAGGCCGUUUGGGAGAGACAGAGUUUCGUUCGACUGAGAUUUUGUUUGCUUUUCCCUUUCUUGAAAUCAUUCACGACUGUUGAGCCGAGGUCACGACGUGGAUGUUUUGAAUUCCUACGAGAAUUUUUUUUUUUGUUAGUUUUUUUUGGAUAAGGUGAAAUACGGAUAUCUGCUGCUCUUCAAAGAAAAAAAAAAACAUAACGAUGGCCUUGAACUGUCUUAAACUUUUCCAAAUUACUUGCGGCGAGCGGUAUCUUGCAUACUCCGCCACGCUCUCCGACAAAAACACCUGGAGGAAUCUUCUGGAAAUAGGACGACAAAACUUUCUAGUGUAUUUAUAGACUUUUCUUUGUUUGUGUUCACAUUUAGAAAAAGAAAAUACGUUUGUCAUACCGUAGAACAUUAGCUGGGCCCCUCUUUGUAGAAUGUAGCAGUCUGCACCCGUUGAUUUAAUGAAGAACCUUUCUUAUACCAAUAGAUUCUUGUUUUUCCUCUUUCAAUGUGAUUGCACAAAGUGGUUACAAUAACAUAGGCAUGUUCAACAUGGUAGUCGGUCGUGCGUUUGCGUGCAUGUGUGCGCUCAGCACAUCUGUGCGACGUAUUCCUCCACAGUCUUAGGUUUAUCAUUGUUACCUCGUAGUGCCUUACAUAUAUUACGACAGUUUACUUGGCUGGAAACCCUCUAGAACCAGAUGCUAGUCAGAGAGUUGGCUCCUAGGUUGAACAUCUUCAUCCGAGCUCUUUCGUGUUUUUUUUCGUUUUUGUUUUUAAGUUCCAGGUGUAAGCAUUAGCCCUAAACGUUAUUUAAACGCUUCUCGUUUAGCGUGCAUGAGAUCUUUUACAUUUAAGGAUACUUGCCUGGGGUAAUGAACCAAAGUUGUCAUUUAAAGAUAAGUAACUUUUGUUCUGGAUAGUGGAUAUAAUUAUAUAUAGCGUAUUUACUGUACAUACCGUAGCUAUGCGUUUUAGUCACCUUGCAAUCAAUGCGACGUCACUGAUUUUAGGCUGUAUAUGUCAUAAAAGGGAGACUAAAUGAAUAUUUCAUGGGAAAAGCCAAGUAUCGUUCAAUCAGUUGGAGAUUGGGCUGCACAGUUUGUUUAAAAUUAAAUAAAAUAUACCAGGUCUGAAGAGGUUGUCUGUUUAUGGAAGGCUGGACUUUGUUUAGAAACCUGGGAGGGUUCGAGAAGGAGAGUCUUGUUAGGAGAAGGAGAGACUGAGGUGCUUGUGGAUUUUGAUGGGAAUUGUUGGGAAAGCGAGAGGGAGAGGGCAAAUUCCACAUUUUAAUGAGAAUAGCAUGUUGGCUUUGAGCACGUUGGUAGAUGCCGAAGGAAGCCGUGCAGCACGACUGCACACCACGCUCUGAAUUAAGCGCUCGUUCGAGGUUCUACGAAUUUCUGUGGGGUUUUUAUUCUCACGUACACUCUGGGGUUUCGAACAGCCCCAUGUUGCAAGAGGAUGUCUGCAACAACAUGCACCGGAAAUCAAAAUUGGCUUUGUCUUUUUCACUGUUUGUCUUACCAUAGGAAUCACUUAUGCUACAGGCGUCCUGUCAGUAAAGAGAUAAUGAAAGUGUAGAAAACUGUGCGCCAAUGCUUGUCUUUUUGCUGCUUAAUUUAACGUUAAUAUGCUAGCCAAUCAUUCGUACUGUGUCCUAACCAUGCGCUCUGUAAUAAAUCAAGUAAAAGGACAAGGAAAGUUUAUAUAGUACUUUUCAGUAGUUUAUAUAGUACUUUUUAAAAAAAUUUCAGCAAAGAUGCAUUAAAUUGACCAGAAGUGACAUUAAAAACAUAUAAUAAUAAUAUAAUAUAAGAAUAAAAUUUCAAAUAAAUGCUGUUGUUUUGAAAUUUCUGUUCUUCAAAUAUUUUAGUCCCGAAAAAAAGAAAAAUCAUGGUUUCCACAAAAACUGUUUUCGACAUUGUUAAUAAUAGAAUAAAUAUUUCUUGAGCAGCAAAUCAGAAUGAUUUCUGAAGAAUCAUGUGACACUGAAGACUGGAGUAAUGAAGCUGAAAAUUCAGCUUCGCAUCACAGGAAUAAAUUACAUUGUAAAAUAUAUUA